AGUAAGCAGGGAAAACGUUCACCGUGAUGACUAGGCUUAAUAAGUUUGGAAAAAUAAGACAGGUUUUAGAAGAAGGGUUGAACGGGGAAAAUAUCUCUAAGCCUUUUUUUUUUUUCCCUGAUCAAAUAUCAACACAACGAGCAGCUAUGCUAGGCUGAUUUUCAUGUUUCACAUAGAUAAUUGUGUCCCUGUGUUCCUGUACAUGUUGUCACUCCAACUGUUUUUGAGCGAAGAUGUUUUGAUCUUUUGCCCUUGGAACAUCUUUGUACAGGGUUUAAGAAAGUAAUUCCUUUUUUUUUUUGUUUUUUACAGAUAUUUAUAUUAUUAGGGAUAUUUUUAGAUUUUUAUACAAGGUAAAACUCAGUUCUGUUUCCAGCUAGCUAUAAUAACCAACAUGCUUAUCAAGCUAGCUGGAGAAAGACAGUCAAAAAAGCUGACAAGAUUCCCCUGUAAAGCAUUUAAUUUUGUCACAUUAUAAAAAGAUGGUCCAAUUUCAUUUCCCCUAACAGCUUGUUGGCUCAGUGCAUCAUCAUCCUGUUUAUGCUAAUUCCAUAUGCAAAUAUUGUUUCUUUUUACAGUAAAUGGGCAAUUUUCUAACAGAGGUGACUUCCCUAAAAUAAUGAAAGAGGAACAAGAUUGAGGUGCAUGAUGCCUACAAAUUAUUUGCAGGUGCAAAUAUUUGGGGCACAUUUAAUAAUCAUUUGAUAAACCUGCUCUAAAAUUAUACUCUAAUGAUUUACUCAUAAUCUCUUUGUAGCUAGAGAAUUAAGCACUCUGCUCUUCAUGUUAGAACGUGUGUAGGAAAAUAAACCCCACCUCUAUGUCACUGAGGUGCUACAGCGUCAGACAUACCUUUCUUACUGUGACUAGACAUUUAGAAUUUAGAUUUAUGCUCUAACAUAUAUGUCAUAUGAAUGAAGAGAGCUCCUCCAGAGUGCAUCCAUUGUAAUUCUGUUCAUUUAUACAAGUAGAUUUUAUUCCAUCAAGUUUAUCAUAUCCAUCAAAUUCUUACAUUCCCUGUAAUUAUUGUUAAAAUGAGCUCAUUAACAGAAAAAAGCAUUUUUUCCAACAUCAUCUUCAGCAGCAGCUUAAUUUAUAUAGGGCCUUCCCAAGGCCAGUGUCACUGAACAAAUUAUACAACAAGGAUCACAUAACAUGAGACCCGAGUAACACUGAAUCAUUUAGAGGGCAAAGUAUGAACCUAACCACACAUGGCAUGCUCAUGCUAUAUGCAGAUUUAAAAAUAUUUCCAAUAAAACCACAGCAGAAGUGAAAAAGGGACAGGAAACGUGUCGCUUGUCUGUGCUAUUCUGUGCAGCCCGAGCUAUAUCUCCUUAUGCUCAUCACCAGCUGCUUCACAGUUCACACAUUGACUUCAUCCGAUAACAUCUCCCUGGUGGUCUUAAGAGGUCACAAACAGCAGUCAAAGAUUUAGAGAUACCUGACAGAUUCCAAAAUGUACCAUUUUGUGUGCUUCAUUCUGCUUGUGAGUCUGGAAGGACUAAAAGCACAAAACACAUCUUCAGUCACCACAAACGUAUCUACGACCUUGACUACAAAUGCUUCAACACAAACGACACCGGCCAUAACCUCAACUACGAUGACGACCACUCCACUCAGCAGUAGCAAACAAGUGUCAGAUCAGCCCUGUAAGGAAGCAGGCUGCCUAUUCAACCUCAAGGACAAAAAGGAAAUGGCACUAUGGUUGAUAAUUGCAUCCCUCUUGCUAACCUGCCUUUUGAUGCUGGUGAUCAUUACGUGCCUGGCCUGCAAACGCUGCCAAGGCACCAAGAACGACCAGCUGGUCGUGAUGAAAUCGUCCACAACCAGGAGAAACAGUGUAAAUGGCGGGCUUUCUGAAACUGAUAUAAUGUUGAAGGACUGCAGCUCAGUGAAAGUGGAGACUGAGACAAAUCCAGAUGAGCCACAGGAGCCAGAGGAGGUGGUCGAAGCAGCUGCCGAAGUCGGAAACCAGGUCUCCACCGAAGAGAACAAAAAUUCAACCAAUGACACCAGCGUGACCGCACCCACCCAAAAAGUCGACCAGUCUGGCGAAACAGAUCUGAAGAUGGAAGAUUUGGAAAAGGCAGAAUAGAAAUCAUCUUGGCAUCACCAAAACACACGCAGCUCUGACUGCCAGUGGAAUCAAAUUCAAAGCCAAAUUCUGUGUAUGUGUGUAGUUUUGCUUUUGUUUCUGGGCAACCAAUUUAUCAGAGCUUUGUGCCGAAGUUAGAGAUGACUUAAUGUAAUUGCUAACGUAACUGAAUAAUGUAUUGCUUAUGAAAAUAAUAAAUGACUCAAGCAAAUCACUGUUGAAAAUUCCACGUUCUGUUGCGAGUUGUAAUGCAUAGAGUCAAUAAAAAGUGUUGAAUAUUGAGCUGUGGCAAGCUCAACUGUAUACAGACACUCAACAAUGUGAUUUUUUUUUAAGUGCUUUUGAAAGUCAAGAAAUGGAUACAUAAAUAUAUCUCAAAAUGUCUUGUCUCUUUUUAAUCUGGUUCUGUAAUCUGGGCAAAAAUGAUGAUGAAUAUGUUAUCUAUGAUGAAGCAACUUUCAUUAAAAGCUGCAAAUGCAGAGAUGUAACUCCAAAUUUGAAUAAUGCCACUGGCUAGAUUUGGCAAGUUACAGUGUCAGGAGGCAGUGUCAGUAGUAGGCACACUCGUUCAGCAAAGGUACUUUAACUGACAGUGUAUUCUGUCUGAUGGAUUUUCCGCAGCUUCUCCAGUCCAGUUAUGUUCAGUUUUCUUUCUACUUUUCAAGGUGUCUGAUUGUAUUGCAGUGAGUUAACCUAUUAGUUGUGAUGUGCAUUAGCAAUGCUAAUAAGCUAAAAUAAAGUAAUGUCUAAAGACAACAGAUUUAGAGACUUUCUGAAUUUUCAUACUUUUCCAGAUCAAUAUAAGAAACUUGAACAUGACCUGGAAAGCCUUCAUACACUUAAAAGAAUGUCCCUAUUUCCCAUAAAUUUGGUGUGUGAGCAGGUCACUGUGGCCACAACAGAAAAAAACAUGCACUUGUAUUUGCGGGGUAUUUCUAUUCACCUGCAGGACAAUACCUCAUGAUCCUUAACCUUUACUCUAAAGUAAAAGGUAUUAUUUGUCUCUUGUAUUGUAGCAAAAAACCUGUAUUAUUAUGAGGAUAUUUGGUCCCAUCAAAGAGCUCCACACUCACCCAUACAAACUGAGAGGGGACCGGAUUAGUAAGCAGAGGACGUGGCACUGCUGGGCUGCACGGAAGAGCUCUUAAAGAAUUCCGCUUUUCUAAAAGAACAGCCGUCAGGAGACAAAGUACCAAUAAAAGGCCAUUCAAAACUUCCGUCCUGGGUUGUUCCUUUCUCUACUACACACAUACACAUGCAGGCACAUUUCCUUUUGUACGUUUACCUGCCUGCCAGCAUAAGAAUGUGAGGGGACUGCAAAUAACCAGUAAGCUAUAACUGUGCAUAGAAAUCAUGUUUGUUCUGUUCCAUUUAAACAAACGUGAGUUUACUGAUUGCUACAAAACGGGUGUAAAGGAUUUCCAAUUCAAAUUUCCAAUUCAAACAGCAAUUCAAAACAGGGCACUGGUCAAAAGUUGGAUGGUGAUGGUGACUGAAUGGAGCCGGGCAUCUCUGGUGCAAUCUUGAUUCUAAUUGGUCAAAACGUGUUGAUUAAUGUUCUAUAACAGCAGCUCUGAGAGUAGGGCUGGCUGCAAGGCAAAUGACAGGAAAAUAACAUUGUGCUCUAAUUCUAAUACAUUAUCAUUUCUACAGUAAUGCUAACUCACCGGGACUUGUUUGUCAAACGUUUUCAUAAUUUAAGGAAGGAGUCUCCAGUGUCAAUUCAGCUUCAGGAAAGAGAAGUUAUCAGUAAUAGGACAGGCUGCACUUUUGUCUUAUUACUUUCAAGAGAAAGGAAAAAAGAGAGACUGUUUUAUAUCUAUAACGUAAGUGAUAACCGGAACUAACUUGUUUUGUGGAUGUAAUUAUAAACAGAUAAAAACUACAUGUCAGUUGAGAGCAUCACAAGACUUUUUUUUUGUCAAAGGUUAGGUAUAACAAAAUUCCUAGAGCUGCCCUGUAUGCACAGAGAACAACUAAACCUCCAUCACAUUAAAGAAGUAGAGGUCGAAGCAAAUAACUUAGGGGAGAUGUGAUGUGGGAGGAUCUUAAAGUAGAAACAAUGAAGUCAGCAAUUUCUCUGCCUCUCCGCCAGCAUGCAAGCAGGGGCAACUCUGCACUUCUCUCUCCUUCUGCAACGCCCACCCUCCACUCCUCUUCCACUCUUCCAAACUCACACACACAUACGCACACAUCUUUCCGCUCCACUGACAGCACGAGUUCGGACUCUGUUGUUGCUGCAUUGGAUCAGCGCAGGUGCCUGUACAUCCUCUCACUGCACCACUGUGCCCAAGAACUGGAAUUAUCUUUUCUAAGACAAGACGGGAACAAAAUAACAGCUGCAGUUUAUAGUCUUGUAAAAGGAGGACAAAAGGGGGAGGGAAAGCAACUGGAGGGGCAAAGAAAUGACAGGCGAGAGAUGAAGAGAAGGUGUGCACUGAAGAUGCCUGAAGCUGCUCCACUGUCCUGUAUACUGCUGCUGCUGCUUUUGCCCAGGUGCGUCAAUGCAGCAUGUCCCUCGGUAUGUUCCUGUAGCGAAAGCGACAGAGAGGUGGACUGCUCCUGGAGAGGACUGAGAACCCUCCCCAGUGGCUUCCAGCUCAACAUCCACUCUCUCAACCUGUCCCACAACCGUCUGGCUGACCUGGACCAUGUCCUGGCCCCCUACACCCACCUCCGCACCUUGGAUGUCUCUCACAACCGACUUUCCCGCAUGCCUGCCUUGUUGCCCCGCUCACUGUGGGAGAUUUACGCCUCAGGCAACCGUAUCCGCCUUCUGGAAAAAAACGACACAGCAUACCACUGGAACCUGCGUCUACUGGAUUUGUCUGCAAACAGGCUGGAGCGUGUUGUGUUCAUCAACAAUACGCUACCCAGCCUGAAGGCUCUCAACCUUAGCUGCAACAAGUUCUGGACUGUGCCUACUAACAUGCCCCGAAACCUGGAGAUGGUAGAUCUGUCGCACAACACCUUGGUACAGAUCCUGCCUGGGUCGUUAGACCGCCUACCCAGGCUAUCACACUUCUACCUACAUGCCAAUCGCUUUUCCACAGUGUGUGAAGGUGCCUUCGAGAAACUUCAUGGAUUAAGACUUAUCACACUAGGAGACAACCCUUGGGCCUGUGAAGACGACUUCAACAUCAGGUAUCUGCUGGACUGGGCCAGACACACUUCAGCCAGUGUGCUGGGUUGCCUGUGCCACACAGGGUCAAUAUGUGGAGACGCUCAGCUUGCAAGGGUGACAUCAGGGUGGUACUUUGCCUCCUACACACUUGCUCCACAUGGUAGAGUGGGAUGGGAGUUCAAUCGUCUCCUGUCUGGUGUGACCACUCAUUACAGGUCGGAAGAAGUGCUCACUGGCACUGAGUACACCAGGAAAGCUCCAAAACACUCCAGUUAUCCAGAUGAAUCUUUUGGGCAUGGUUUUCUUUUGACCUCCACAGAAAGCCUUUCUGCUACAAGCCUGCAUAUCCCGACAGAUAUGCCAGUCACAGAGGAUCUCCUCACUACUGGUGGAGUCUCCACUUCAAGCACACGCAGGACAACCACUCUUCGCACUAGGAGUGUCAGAAGAACCAAUCAGAAGCUGGGAAGAAAUGCAAGUCCACAUAACACAGCACGGUCUAUGUUCACAGUCUCGCUAAGUGUGCUCUUUCUGAUAAUUACUGACCAUGUCAUGUGAGACACCUCUAUAGCUUUGCUUCCAUCAUGAUCUUUGUAAAAGUUCCAAAAACAUACCUGAUCGCAUCGCAUUUUCAAUAAUCUCCAUGCUCUGUAAAUGCUCCUGACUUCAAUUCUAUUAAUCUUACAAAUGAACUGUUUCUAUAUUAUUUAUUUGAAAAUGAAAAGUAAGAUCACAGUGACAACAUGAAUUUUUGAUUUGAAAAAUUAGUAGUUUCAGCAUUAGGUUUAAUCCAUGUCGGGAAAACUGACCUGCAUUUACAAAAGGAGAAGAUUCUGUACCAAACAGAACAGAGACCACACCGGGGAAAAUCAUGAAAUGCAAUACAGACAGUAAAGAUUUACAUUUGUAACAUGAGGACAAGGUUCACUUCAUCUUUAUCUUUUUAGUGAAAAAUUUUAGGGUGUAGGUUUUUAAAGAAUUAAACCCUGAAUUCCCCCAUCAACAGUGUGUUGCAGCCAUGUCAUACUGAUAUGCAAUCACUGUCCAAUCACGGCAAUAAGCUUAACUGAAAGUAUAAUUUCCGUGGAGGCGUAUUCCUCUUGUUGUAUUGCAUUUCACUUUUUCACAGUGUGGUUGAUUAUCUCCAUAGUUACACUCCGCUACAAAUAAAAAAACAACAACAACAUGGUAUCUCGGUUGCUAACUACUAUAAACUUUGCUUAUCUGAGAUUUCUCUGAUAAUGACUUGCACAUUGAUGUAGUUUACCGGCACGGCUGCUCUGGUUGUAUAGCUGUUGAAGAUUAAAUGAAGUUUGUUUUUAAAUUUGUGA
Messenger RNA from Pangasianodon hypophthalmus (striped catfish), 6550 nucleotides. RefSeq names its product oligodendrocyte-myelin glycoprotein. The record is from RefSeq and is a predicted model, not a curated record. Gene Ontology annotation, biological process: neuron projection regeneration. The transcript has 3 exons. Gene Ontology annotation, molecular function: protein binding. Lineage: Eukaryota; Metazoa; Chordata; Actinopteri; Siluriformes; Pangasiidae. Bases 4131 to 5777 code for a protein of 548 amino acids.